CUCCCCUCUAAGAAGAAAUACUCCUGCGGAAUGGCGCCAAGCGAGACAUCAGAGAAGGAUGAGAAUCCUCCUAUCCACAUCAACGACGAUGAUGAUGAAGAGAGAAAUGGAGUGGAAAGCGAUGAGGCGGAAUCAAAGCAGACUUCACGAGGAAGUUACUUGCGCAUCUUCACAUACACGACCCCCCUCGACGCCACACUCUACACGCUCGGUCUGCUCGCCGCCGUCGUCGUCGGCGCCGCUCUCCCGCUCAUGACGCUCGUCUUCGGCGCGUCGACGGCGGAGCUGAACCGCCAGGCUAGCGGGCAAGCUGCACCGCGCUUCACGCAGAACAUCAAUCGCCUUGUGCUGUAUUUUGUCUAUCUUUUCGUCGCGCGGUUUGUGGUUGGGUAUGUGGGCACGCUGCUGGUGUGCGUCGCGGCGGCGAAUACGUGCGCGAGGUUGAGACGCGAGUUUUUGGAGAGGCUGGUGAGGCAGGAUGUUGGGUUUUUUGAUGGGGAGGGGAGGGGGUCGGUUGCUACGCAGGUUACUACGAAUGGGAAUCGCAUCAACCAGGGCGUAGCCGAAAAAUUGUAUACCUGCGUGCAGGGCAUCUCGCUGUUCUUUUCUGGGUUUAUUGUUGCGUUGGCCGUGCAGUGGAAGCUUGCGUUGAUCGUUAUGAGUAUUAUACCGGCGAUUUUUGUGAUUACCGGGGGGUGUAUCGCGCUGGAUGCUCCUAUCGAGGCUAGAGUUACGAGGUUGUAUUCGGAUGCUGGGGCGCUUGCUCAGGAUGCGUUCAGUUCCAUACGAACGAUCCAUGCGUUUUCCGCCCAGAAGAAGAUUGUCGAUAAAUACGACGGCUAUCUUUCAAAGGCGCAUGUUGAGGGGAACAAGAAGUCUGUCAUCUACGGUGUCUUGUUCUCGGGUCAGACUUUUCUGGUCAUGGCAGGCACCUCACUUGCUUUCUGGCAAGGCUUUCGCAUGUUCCAGAGCGGGGAGAUUGCGGAUGUUGGCACCGUCUUCACAGUAGUACUGAGUGUGACGCUUGGGGCUACGGGGACUCUACUCAUCUUCCCGCAAAUCCAGUCUUUUACUAAUGCGUCUUCGGCCGCUGGUGAACUCUUUACAGUCAUCGAUCGCGCGUCAUCGCUGGACCCCCUUGCUGAAGAAGGCUUGCAGCCCACCCACUUCAAAGGGGACAUCGUCAUCCAGGAUCUACGCUUUGCGUACCCUGCCCGACCAUCCGCCCAAAUCCUGCAUGGCCUGAACCUGUCGAUACCCGCCGGUAAGACAACCGCCUUGGUUGGCCCUAGCGGGUGCGGGAAAUCGACUCUCGUCGGACUCCUGGAGCGCUGGUACCAGCCUGGCUCAGGAAAGAUCCUGAUCGAUGGCCACGACAUCUCAGAGUACAACACAAAGUGGCUGCGAAGCAACAUCCGGCUCAUCCAGCAGGAGCCCACGCUCUUCCAAGGCACCAUCUUCGAGAACAUCGCAAAAGGGUUGGUGGGCGAGCAGCUCGACUUGCCGUUUGAGAAGCAGAUGGUGCUGAUACAAGAGGCAUGCAAAUCUAGCCACGCGCACGAGUUUAUCAAGAGAUUGCCAAAUGGGUAUCAUACGCAAGUCGGUGAACGGGCUAGUAUGUUGAGCGGGGGACAGCGCCAGCGUAUCGCCAUCGCUAGGAGUAUUGUUUCGAACCCGGCGGUUCUGCUGUUCGAUGAAGCUACUAGCGCGUUGGAUCCUCGGUCGGAGAAGAUUGUGCAAAGUGCUCUUGAUCGUAUUUCUGUGGAUAGAACUACGCUGAUUAUUGCUCACAAACUGGCUACUGUCAUGGCUGCGGACAAUAUUGUCGUCAUGACGAAUGGACAGAUCCACGAGCAAGGAACUCAUCGAGAGCUUCUCGACCGCAAGGGCCUUUAUGCGGCUAUGGUUAGCGCACAAGACCUUGGUACAACGACUGGAAAUGAAGACUACCACGAAGAGAAUGCCGAACACGAUGACAGAGAUUUAGGUCUCCACCGGAAAAUGUCCGAGAAGGUUCCCGAAGAUGUGGAAAAGGAACUCGAUCAUCUUGCUGCUGGCACACUGGGCUAUUCUUUGAUCAAGUGCAUCUGGAUCAUGUUGACAGAGAACAAUGAUCUCUAUUUCUGGUACAUUGUGACCAUUCUCGGUGGAAUCAUUGGCGGCGGCACCUAUCCAGCACAAGCCAUCAUCUUCUCCCGUCUCGUCCAAGUUUUCACACUUCAAGGUGCUGAAGCGAAAGAGCAGGCCGAAUUUUGGGCAUUGAUGUUUUUUGUGCUCGCUCUCGCGAAUCUCUUCGCGUACUUUGGCAUUGGGCUGGCCUGCAACAAUAUUGGACAGACAUUGACCCAUCGCUACAGAAAAGAGAUGUUGCAAUGCGUUGUAAAUUUUAACCAGGACUUCUUUGAUCGACCGGAGAACUCCUCAGGGGCGUUAGCCUCGAAACUCUCGUCUGCGCCGACAUCACUGCAAGAAUUGAUUGGCGCGAAUUUGGGUAUUCUGCUUAAUAUCAUGGUCAACAUCAUUGCCAGCAGCGCCUUGGGUAUAGCGUUUGGAUGGAAACUCGGUCUCACGUUGGUUUUUGGUGGACUGACUGUUCUAGUCGCCGCUGGAUUCUUCCGCAUUCGUCUCGAUCAGAAGAUCGAGGCCACAACAGACAAGCAAUAUGCAAGUAGCGCCGGACUCGUCACUGAAGCCGUGACUUCUAUUCGGACGAUCAGCAUGCUAACACUCGAACCAUCUAUCUUGCGCGAGUACAGCAACAUCAUACAGACAAUACGCUCAAAAGUUAUUCGGAAUCUCUGCAUCACUCUCAUCGCCUACGCAUUCUCGCAAUCCGUCGACUUCCUCGUCAUGGCACUCGGCUUCUGGUACGGCUCCCGCUUGAUCGCGAGCGGAGAAUACACCGUAACCCAAUUCUUCGUCAUCUUCAUCACCGUAGUUUUCGGCGGGCAGGGCGUAGCGCAGUUCUUCAUGUACUCGACGUCCAUCAGCAAAGCCGGAAGCAGCGCAAACUACAUCCUCUGGCUCCGCACAAUCACCCCCUCGAUCCGCGAAACCCCGUCAAACCACGAAAAAGGCCCUCCCAAAGAAAGCAGCGCCAUCGCCCUCGACGACAUCCACUUCACCUACAAGCAACGCACCGCGUCCCGCGUCCUCCGCGGUAUCUCCAUCACAAUCCCACCCGGCACCUUCGCCGCCGUCGUCGGCCCAUCAGGCUGCGGCAAAAGCACAAUCGUCUCCCUCCUCCUCCGCUUCUACGACCCCACAUCCGGAUCAAUCAUCCUAUCCAACACAAACAUCUCCCUCCUCUCCCCGCAUCUCUACCGCAACUACGCAUCCCUCGUCCAGCAAGAACCCCCUCUCUAUCUCGGCUCCGUCCGCGAAAACAUAACCCUCGGCCUCGAUCACGACCCUACCGAGCAACAACUGACAACCGCGUGCCGCCAAGCUAAUGUGCUGGAAUUCGUGGCUUCAUUACCAGAAGGCCUGGAUACACCGUGCGGGUCUAAAGGGCUGCAGUUCUCCGGUGGGCAGAGACAGCGAAUCGCGAUUGCGAGGGCGUUGAUCCGGAGCCCCAAGUUGCUGGUGCUGGAUGAGGCGACGUCGGCGUUGGAUACGCGGAGCGAGCGCGUGGUGCAGGAGGCGCUGGAUCAGGCGGCGAAGGAAGGGUGCAGGACUACUAUUGCUGUUGCGCACCGCUUAAGUACUAUCCAGCACGCCGACAUCAUCUUCGUCAUCGAGGACGGUAAGAUUGUUGAGAUGGGCUCGCAUGCCGAGUUGCAGCGGUUGAAGAGGAAGUAUUAUGCCAUGUGUUUGACGCAGGCGUUGGAUUAG
Periconia digitata is the source of this 3834-nucleotide messenger RNA. The record is from the annotation of a GenBank genome assembly. Lineage: Eukaryota; Fungi; Ascomycota; Dothideomycetes; Pleosporales; Periconiaceae.